UGUUUUGAUUUUUUUGUUGUUUCUUUUUUUCUGUUCCCUUUUAAGAAACAAUCAAAUUAACUUAAUUUUAUUAAUCCAGUGAUUAAAUUAGUAAGUUUGAAUCGUUAAUAAGCUUGGGAAGUGUUUAAACUUGGAGACAAUUAGUUUUUACGUUUAUUGUCUUUGGAAUAACAAUUAGCCGGUUAACCGAAAAUUCUGGUUUACUGAGGGUAAUUUCAUUCCACUGCCGAUUAUACAAGUUGCAUUUUUGUGUCAACAUUUGAUUCCAGAGAGAAGACUUAAUUAUCGAUGGCUAAUGUUUCCUAUUUAGUCGCCACCAUUGGAGCGAUUUUUGCUAUUAUUCAUUCAUCUCUUCAUAAGAUUGAGGAAGGUCAUGUUGGUGUUUAUUACCGUGGAGGUGCUUUACUCAAGGAAACAUCUAAUCCUGGUUAUCACAUGAUGAUCCCUUUUAUUACCUCAUUUCGUUCAAUUCAAGUAACUCUUCAAACGGAUGAAGUGAAAAAUGUACCUUGUGGUACAAGUGGAGGUGUUAUGAUCUAUUUUGAUCGGAUUGAAGUUGUCAACCUAUUGAGAGCUGAUGCUGUUUAUGAUGUUGUUAAAAAUUAUACUGCCGAUUAUGAUAAGGCUUUAAUUUUUAACAAAGUUCAUCAUGAAUUGAAUCAAUUUUGUAGUAUUCACAGUUUACAAGAGGUUUAUAUUGAUCUAUUUGAUCAGAUUGAUGAAAAUUUGAAGACAGCGUUACAGGUUGACCUUAAUAAUAUGGCUCCUGGUUUAUAUAUUCUUGCAGUUCGAGUAACCAAACCGAAAAUACCUGAAACAAUUAGGCAAAAUUAUGAGAAAAUGGAAGGAGAAAAGACUAAACUUUUAAUUGCUCAUCAAAGACAAAAGGUUGUUGAAAAAGAUGCUGAAACUGAGCGGAAAAAAGCUCUUAUUGAAGCUGAAAAGGUCGCCAGUGUUUCCAAGAUUCAAUAUGAACAAAAGGUGAUGGAAAAGGAAUCAUUGAAAAAAAUGGCCACCAUUGAGGAUGAAAUGUACAUUUCUAGGCAAAAAAUGAGAGCCGAUGCUGAAUUUUACGCUAUCGAGAAAAAGGCCAAAGCCAACGAGUUAUUAUUCACACCUCAAUACAUGCAGAUCAAAAAGUACGAAUCAAUCGCUGCGAAUACAAAGAUUUACUUUGGUAACAGUUUACCUCGGAUGUUUGUGGACAAUUCCAGUGGAGAUAGAAUUAAAUCCGAUGAAUAUAUUAAAGCCGCAAAUGAAUUUAACGAUAACGAACCAGCCGAAUCUUAGUGUUAAUUAAUUCUCGUUGCUAGUGGUUUAAAUUAAUUCACAAUUUUCUACUCCAAUUUUUUUUCCUCUCUCUUGCUCAUUUACUACUAUUUCUAUCUCAUUUUACCACCGCCACCACCACCGACACCACGGCCACCACAUUUCCACCUUCUUUCCGUUAACAAUUUGUUUCUAUCAAUCAAAUUGAUCUCCAUCUCUUCUGGGACACUUAUCGCUGAUUAACAAUCAAAGUGCCUCAACAAUUAUGAGCUGACAAUUUGUUGUGAUUAUAAGGAGAUCUCAAGGGAAGACCAUAAAAUUAAUAUAAAUCAUUUCCUUACAAUUGGUCUUAAUCUCAAUUAACUUUCUACAUACAAUUGAAGAUUUAACUUGCAAUCAAUUUGAUGAGAUUAGCAAAACCAAAUUAACAAUAUUGUCAUGAUGAUGAUUAUCAUCUUCAAUUUGGAUAAUUUAUAAGACCCAAUGUCGAUAAAAUCACUCAACUUUAAUUUUUUUUUCCUUUUUCAAUUUUGAUAAAAUUCAAUCAAAAUUUGAUAAACUGAUUUAAUUUAAAGAAUUGAGUUCAAUCCUGUUUAUUAUUAUUGCGAGAAAUUAUCUCAAAAGGUUUCAAUUCAAUUGAACCAGACUGAAAAUCUAAAUCGCGAUCAAUGAAUAAAAUCAUAAGAAUCAAUUUGAA
This is a messenger RNA of Panonychus citri (citrus red mite), 1966 nucleotides long. Its product is annotated as erlin-1-like. Lineage: Eukaryota; Metazoa; Arthropoda; Arachnida; Trombidiformes; Tetranychidae. Gene Ontology annotation, cellular component: endoplasmic reticulum; endoplasmic reticulum membrane. The transcript is spliced from 3 exons. Gene Ontology annotation, molecular function: cholesterol binding; ubiquitin protein ligase binding. The record is from RefSeq and is a predicted model, not a curated record. The coding region runs from base 289 to 1290 and encodes 333 amino acids. Gene Ontology annotation, biological process: SREBP signaling pathway.